UUAUUGGGCUGUGACACGGCCUGCACGAGGACACAACCGCUUCCGUGCUGCCGCUGUGGGCUCGCGCCGGAUCGCCACGGCACUUCCGCUCGGCGCGAGGGCGAUUACAAGCACGCGCGUCCAGGCGACGGAAGCGAAGAGAAGAGAAGAGGCUCGCGCAGACACAAAGAAAGGUCGCGAGGAUGUCGGAUGAGGAUUCACGUGCCGGCUCCAGUUCUUCCUCCUCUUCAUCAUCUUCAUCCUCAUCGUCGUCGUUGUCCUCAUCGUCCUCUGUCCGGCAGCAGUCGGAGAAAGACACACCUAGCAAGAAACGAGAGAGCAAAGCCAGCGUCAAUAAAAACUCCAAACUCUUGUCAACCAGCGCUAAAAGGAUUCAGAAAGAGCUCGCUGAUAUCAUGUUGGAUCCUCCACCAAACUGCAGCGCCGGCCCAAAAGGAGACAACAUCUACGAGUGGAGGUCCACCAUCCUGGGUCCUCCAGGCUCCGUGUACGAGGGAGGAGUCUUCUUCCUCGACAUCGCCUUCACUCCAGACUACCCCUUCAAGCCGCCCAAGGUGACGUUUCGUACCAGAAUCUACCACUGCAACAUUAACAGUCAGGGAGUGAUCUGCCUGGACAUCCUGAAGGACAACUGGAGCCCAGCGCUCACCAUCUCGAAGGUUCUGCUGUCCAUCUGCUCUCUCCUCACAGACUGCAACCCUGCCGACCCUCUGGUGGGAAGCAUCGCCACUCAGUACACAAACAACAGACCGGAGCACGACAGGAUAGCCAAACAGUGGACCAAACGCUACGCCACAUAAUCCCACACCGCGAGGGAAGAGUGCUACUGAUGGAGGGGUGGCUCGGGGGAGAAGGAUGUAUACUGGAGAGGGGAGG
This is a messenger RNA of Neoarius graeffei (lesser salmon catfish), 876 nucleotides long. RefSeq names its product ubiquitin-conjugating enzyme E2E 1 (gene ube2e1). Lineage: Eukaryota; Metazoa; Chordata; Actinopteri; Siluriformes; Ariidae. Bases 183 to 800 code for a protein of 205 amino acids. Gene Ontology annotation, molecular function: ubiquitin conjugating enzyme activity. Gene Ontology annotation, biological process: protein polyubiquitination. The record is from RefSeq and is a predicted model, not a curated record. Gene Ontology annotation, cellular component: nucleus. The transcript has 6 exons.